AAUACACAGCGAUUCUCUUCUUCCUAUCUUUCCUCUCCCUUUCCUCCUCACCUAACCUCGCAAAGAAAAAUAAAAUAUAAACUCUCUUCCUCUUUUCUUUCUUUUCUUGAAAAAAAAAUCCUCAUCUUUUGAUUAGGUCUAAAAUGCCAUCACAAAAGGCAAGAAAACCAAACCGAGCCGGGAAGAAACUCAAAAGAACUCAUUUCAAGAAACCACUUCCACAACACAAGAACACGAACACAGCUAGUAUUCUUGAUCAUGCUUCUUCAUCAAGUAUGGUUUCUUCGUGUUCUUCAACAACGACGUCGUCUUCUCAUCAAGAUACAAACAACUAUGUUCCCUCUCCUUCUCCGGCGGUGCUGACGUCGUUAUCACCAAGCGAAGGUGGUGGUGGCGGCGGUUGUUAUACCCCUAAAGCUCAUAAGUAUCGGAUACCGGAGUUGUUAACUUGUCCACCGGCGCCGAAGAAGCAAAGAGUCCCACAGAACUGCGUGUUACGACGGAGGCAGAUCGUUUUCUUUGCUCCUCCGGAUAUCGAGCUCUUCUUCGUCAAAGCAGUGGAUCAAUGAACAAAUUUGAAUUAGUAUUUGUUGUCUUUUUGUUAUUGGUGAUAGUUAGGAUCAAUCGAUACAGAAAGUUGUAUGUGAGAUGAUUAAAUUUUUCAUCUCUUUUAUUUGUUAAUACAAUAACGAAGAGUAUAUUAUAAUAUUUCGAGUGAUGUUUUUCUUAUUA
This is a messenger RNA of Brassica oleracea var. oleracea, 732 nucleotides long. RefSeq lists its product as uncharacterized. NCBI's taxonomy places the organism in Eukaryota, Viridiplantae, Streptophyta, Magnoliopsida, Brassicales, Brassicaceae. Gene Ontology annotation, biological process: regulation of DNA endoreduplication. The transcript has a single exon. The record is from RefSeq and is a predicted model, not a curated record. The coding region runs from base 144 to 569 and encodes 141 amino acids.